Messenger RNA from Durotheca rogersii, 2430 nucleotides. Its product is annotated as PLC-like phosphodiesterase. The record is from RefSeq and is a predicted model, not a curated record. The transcript has a single exon. Gene Ontology annotation, molecular function: phosphatidylinositol-4,5-bisphosphate phospholipase C activity. Bases 183 to 2219 code for a protein of 678 amino acids. Gene Ontology annotation, biological process: lipid metabolic process; phosphatidylinositol-mediated signaling. NCBI's taxonomy places the organism in Eukaryota, Fungi, Ascomycota, Sordariomycetes, Xylariales, Xylariaceae.
UAACUUGCCAAUAUAAACUGCUAUUCUAAUCAAGGAAGGAUCGCAGGCCCAUCUUUCGUAUACCUAUAUUCUCAACUUCGCGAUUUUACUACGCACCGAAAGAGCAGCUCGCACCAUACGGAAAAAAAAGAGGGGGGAAACAAAAACCAGAGAGAUAGAGCAGGGAAGCGCUUGCCAGCACCAUGGCGGAAACGGCAUCCCUCCCGCGACAGGAAUGUCUUCAAUCCGCAGGCGGCGACCAGCCCAGCCAACUCGGCGGCGGGGAACGCAUCAUUAAGGAUGUCAAGCCGACUGUGCUGCAGCACCUUCAGAAGAUCUACGCCGCGCACGCCUCGCCCGUCGAUAAGAAAUGGCAUAAAGAGCAGAUCGUCUCGUUCUUGCACCAGACCCAGGCCGAGGGGGUGGCAGACCCCUCUUUGGCCCACCUCGCAGCGCUGGACACUCUCGAUUUCGCCGGCUUCCUGCACUACAUGACUUCGGAUGCCGCCAAUGUGAUGGCACCCCCUCCGGACAUGGACCUGUCCUGGCCGCUAGCUAACUAUUUCGUCAACUCCAGCCACAAUACCUAUCUGACGGGUAACCAGCUUAGCAGCGAUUCCGAUGCUGACGCCUACCGCAGUGUGCUUCUCCGUGGCUGCCGCUGCGUCGAGAUCGACGUCUGGGACGGCGAUGAGACUGAUUCGGACUCUUCCGUCGACAGCUCUGACGACGAGGAUGCUCGCGAGAUCAAGGCCCUCCGGAAGGCCAGCCGUAGCGAGAGACUCGCCUCAAAGCUUCCUAAGUCUCUUAGUAGUCGAUUGAGCAAGCGCUUUUCCGGGAAGAACGCCGCCGAAGAGCAGUCCAAAGCAACCGCGAAGGUGGGCGACGGCACCGCACCACUGACGAAAACCUCCAGUCAACAAUCGGUAGCCGAGCCAAGAGUUUUACACGGUUACACACUCACCAAGGAGGUUUCGUUCCGCGGGGUCUGCAAGGCCAUUCGCGAGUAUGCCUUCGUCGCAUCGGACCUGCCGCUCAUCGUCAGCCUCGAGGUCCACUGCAGCCCCCAGCAGCAGGAGGCCAUGGUGCGCAUCAUGAACGAGGUCUGGUCGGAGUAUUUGCUGCCGAGCGUCGUCGAAGACGCCAAGAUCCUUCCCGCGCCGGAUACCCUUCGUCACAAGAUCCUCGUCAAAGUCAAGUACGCACCACCAGACGCGCCCGCUGCUGUCGCCGAAGCUACGGGAUCUGUGCCAGCUACCGCCAAUACGAAAUCCAAGGCUGCCGCCCCCGCAGCCAAAAAGCACGCGAAAAUAAUCCAGGCGCUAUCUACGCUGGGAAUCUACACUCGUGGCGUAUCCUUCAAGUCACUUUCACAACCUGAGGCCACGAUGCCGACACACAUCUUCUCGCUGUCGGAGGGCGCGGUGGCGGAUGUUCACGAUUCCGAGGCCCGGCGCCUGUUCGAGCACAAUCGCCAAUACCUCAUGCGCACGUAUCCCUCUGGCAUGCGUAUCGGGUCCUCGAACCUGGACCCCCCCGUAUUCUGGCGCAAAGGUAUCCAGAUCGUCGCCCUGAACUGGCAGAAGUGGGACGAGGGCAUGAUGGUCAACGAGGGCAUGUUUGCGGGCACCGGCGGCUACGUGCUCAAGCCCGAGGGAUACCGCGGUAAGAAGGCGACUGCCGCGAUCAGCAACGCUACGGGGGAGGAAGCGUCGGCCGAGGCAAAGGCAGAGCCACCACCGCCACUGCCGUCGUCGUCGUCCGACGAGAUGAUCCGGCACCAGAGGCUCGACCUGACGAUCACGGUGCUAGCGGGGCAGAACCUGCCGCUGCCGGAGGAGGACGACACGGCGAGCGGGUUCCGGCCGUACGUGAAGGUGGAGAUCCACACGGAGCCCCCGCACGACGAGCACCCGACGCACCCGGCCCCGGCAGCGGAGGAUCCGCGGGCCAAGGAGGGCGAGUACAAGGCGCGGACCAAGAAGCAGCGGGGCGUGGACCCGGACUUCGGCGGCGAGGCGCUGGCGCUCGCCAAGGCGGCGCCGGGCGUCGUCGCGGAGCUCGCGUUUGUGCGCUUCCUCGUCAAGGACGACGAGAUCGGCCGCGACGACCUCGCCGCCUGGGCCUGCGUCCGGCUCGACCGCCUGCGCCGCGGGUACCGCCUCGUGCGCCUGUUCGACGCCGAGGGCAAGCCCACCGAGGGCGUGCUGCUGAUCCGGGUCGAGAAGAAGCUCUCGUAGCGUUAAAAGAGGGACAGAGCGUGCAUAUGUGCGUGAGGGGAUAAGGAGUGAGAGGUGAUGAGGCAAACAAAUCUGCAUGCGGGGAGUAAAGUUGCGAGAUAGGAUGUUUAUGACGGAUGGACGAAUAGAUGCCGUUCCACGUCGCAGCAUUAGGGAGCGGGGCGUCCUGUCGUUAGCUGCCGGGUUUUUUUACUUGAACGGCUUGAAAAUG